Molecule: messenger RNA, 3307 nt
Organism: Heterobilharzia americana
Lineage: Eukaryota; Metazoa; Platyhelminthes; Trematoda; Strigeidida; Schistosomatidae
Source: the annotation of a GenBank genome assembly
ACUUCGUUCCUUGUCACUUGAAGGCGCUGGGUGCAGGACACCGUACACAAGGGGAUCAUGCGCCGUCUGUUUUGGCGGAAAAAUAACCUGUUCAUACUGGGAGUCGUGUGUUUCGGUCUCAUGUUUAUUUUGUGGAUAAACACGAACAGACUUGAGCAUAGUAGAGUGCAUGAAGAUUAUGCACAAUUACCUGUUGAUAAUCCCCUGGCACCUUUGCCAAGUAAAUUGCCUAAACAACACGAUUCCAAAAACAAUGACUUCCUCGACAAAUUUCAUGAGGGCAGACACAUUCUCAAACCAAAAGAUAAUGUUGGUCAAUUUCCAAAUAUCCGUCCACAUCCAGUAGUAGACAAGGAUUCGGGUCUUGUUAACGUAAAAGAUCGUGUUGCUGACGAAAAUGACAAUGGUGAGCAUAAUCUUCACGACAUAGUACCUCCUGUUGAUGAACCUAACGCAGAUAAUGUUCUUGUCCAACCUGUUGAUCAUGACAACAAAGGUGAUUCAAACAAUGAAAUGCCUGUCGAUCAUAGUCAUUCAGAUGGGUUAUCAGCAAUUUCCAGGUUGGGAUUAUUUCCAAGUUCUCCACCUCCAAAAAGUGACGAGCAGUCUACAGGUCCAGGUGAAGGCGGUAAGCCGUAUACAGUGGAAAGUGACAAGCUUUCACCAGUUGAACGCCAAAAAUUUGAUCAAGGUUGGAAUGAUAAUGCUUUCAAUCAGUAUGCUAGUGAUCAUAUCAGCGUAAGACGAUAUUUACCAGACUUUCGUGAGGGACAGUGUAAAGUCAACAAAUAUCCACAUAAUCUACCGUCUGCAUCUGUAAUAAUUUGUUUUCAUAAUGAAGCUUGGUCAGUAUUAUUGCGUUCUGUACAUUCAGUGAUUGAUCGAUCUCCAUCACAUUUGUUACGUGAAAUUAUACUGGUGGAUGAUUUUUCUGAUCGUCCUCAUCUCAAGGAAGCAUUAGAAGAGUACAUAAACAUUCUGAAAAUUGUCAAAAUUGUUCGUACUAAAGAACGAGAAGGUUUGAUCAGAGCUAGAAUGCUUGGUGCAGAACAUAGUACUGGUGAAGUGCUUGUAUUUCUGGACUCUCAUAUUGAAUGCACCACAGGUUGGCUCGAACCUCUUUUAGAUCGUAUUGCCUAUAAUUCAUCAAUUGUCGUUGUCCCAGUUAUAUCGACGAUAAACGAUAAAACUUUGAAAAUACAUGUAACUAGACCUCGAGAUGUUCAAGUUGGUGGUUUCGAUUGGAGCUUGACAUUUCGAUGGCAUGAACAACCUUUACGUGAUAAACAGAGACCUGGUGCACCAUAUUCACCUGUCAGGUCACCUACAAUGGCAGGUGGUUUAUUCGCUAUAAGUCGUAAUUACUUUGGUCAUCUUGGAAAAUACGAUUCAGGUAUGGAAGUGUGGGGAGGAGAAAACUUAGAACUAUCAUUCAAGAUAUGGAUGUGUGGUGGCACUUUGGAAACUAAUGUAUGCAGUUACGUUGGACAUAUUUUCCGUAGUCGUUCACCAUACAAAUGGGAUGUUAAAGUUAAAAAUCCAUUGAAAAGAAAUUUACUUCGGUUGGCUGAAGUUUGGCUUGAUGAUUAUAAACGGUUUUACCAUGCACGUAUUGGCUUCAAAACGGUGGAUUUCGGUGAUGUUUCAGACCGUAAAGCGCUACGUGAAAAUUUGAAAUGUCAUUCAUUUCAGUGGUAUCUGAAUAACGUUUAUCCUGAAUUAUUUGUUCCUUCAAAAGCCUUAGCUUCUGGUGAUAUUGAAAACGUUGCAUCUCCUCAGUGCUUAGAUGCAUCAUUGCCUGAUAAAAACAGUGCCAAGUCAGUGUUUAUCAAAACAUGGCCGUGUCAUAAACAAGGUGGGAAUCAAUUCUGGCUGCUAUCACCUGAAAAUGAAGUUAGACGAGAUGAAUAUUGUUGGGAUUCUGGUUUAAAAGAUGGAAGUAUUGGUUUAUUUCAUUGUCAUGGCUCACAUGGGAAUCAGCAGUUUACCUAUGAAGAAGUGUCCAGUGGAAGAGAUCAGAAGAUGACAAGGUCAAAGAACCACUGGUAGAUCAUGCAAUUUCUUACUUCUGUCAAUUAGAGAGGUGCCUUUGUUAAUAAAUCAAUGGUGACAGUUUAUUUCUCUCCCUCUUCUCAUCUUUCGUAGCUACUGAUCAUUAUUUCAGGCAUCAUAUUCACAUGGUGAUUUUUCCCCGCCUAAUUCAAAGACAUUCGUUUUGACUUUUCUCUCACAACAGUAAUAUGAAUACAUGGUUUUGAAUUUCCCCUGACAACAAUCAUUGAUUUACUGGAUUUAACUUUUUGGAAACUUUAGGAUAAUACUAUUCGUCAUAACGGUAGAUGUCUGGAAAUGGUACCAAAUAAGUCAUCGGUACAACUUGGAAGGUGUACUGGAUCGGUGUAUCAACAGUGGAAAUUUAAUCGAAAACCAUAUUUGCCAUCUGCAGAAAACAACCAGUUAUUUUAGUUCAGUCUGCAGUCAAUCUUUCUACCCAGAUCUUAUGUGAUAAAAAAUGUCUUUCUGCUCCUACUGCCUGUCAAACAAGUACUUCUUUGUUUGGUUUUAACAUUGAGGGAACGAAGUGGUUUACUUCUUUUUUAUUCACGUUUCCCUGAACCUCUCUAUGUGUAUACAUAUAUACUCCUUGAAAAAACACAUAUCACAUUCUGACUUUUAUACCUUUGUUUAUGUUCCUUUCUUCCUCUCCUUCUUGAUCUGUGAUAAAAAUACUAACUUUAGAUGAAAAAUAUCUGUAUAUCUAGGCAUUGUAGACACCCAAAAGCAUAUGAGAGAUCAGCUAUUUAGGUCAUUUCCCUCAUAUAUCUUUUCAUGUAUCUACGUACAUUUUUUACUCAUGUACUGGAAACAAAGCGGUAUAUAUAACAGUUCAGUUAUCUGCUUACAACGGGCAUCGGUUUAUUAUUUUUACUAUUGUUGUUAUUCACUGUGUGCCUUUCCCCUAGUGAUUGGGCUUCUAUUUUUCAAUACAAUUUAUGUAACGAUAUACAUAAUUUAUAAAGUUGAUAUGGCGCGUAAACCUAUUGCUCAAUCCUUCGCGUUUUUCUUUUGAUAUUUUUAUGGGGUUUUAUUUGUUUUCAGAUUAGCAUUCACUCUGUUUUUUUUUUACUAUGAAUUAACCUUUCUCAACUUCCAUAAUGUAAAGUAAUGGGCGAGUAAAUUUUUUAUCCUACAGUCAUCUGUCUUACUCUCUUUGUGCUCCAUCAAAAAAAUAUAUACAUUGAAAAUAUAAUGUAGAAUUUGCUGAAGAUGUAUUGAAUAUGUUUUAUGUGAUAAAUUGUGUCGAUGC